UUACGUAGCGGUGGCAAAACAAGCAAACUGUUUAUAUUAAGUCCUCUUAAAGGAGUUACUAGUGAGUUAGUCUCACUGCAUGCUACACAGGCUAGUACUAGCGUUAAGUAGGUUAACUGAGUGUUAACUCAACUCAAGUGUUAUUUGAGGCUUAGGUGUAACCUUACGAGCCUGGAUAAGUAUUACGACAUCAACCGGAGCUUCCUGAACUGAAGUCAAGCUAAUAGGUAACCUGAACCUACAGCCGCAGAGGACGGCGAAGGGGAAUUAUAGAGUUCAGGAACAGGUUAGCCAACAGCCUGGCGUAGUUAGCUUUUUAAUAAGAUAAUUCGUGUUAACUUUUGGUACAGCUUUACGGACUUCCACUAUGUCUCUGGCCGACCAGAGCCAGCAGUGGUACCCUACGAGUGUCCAGGUUACUGUGCAUCAGGCUCGGAACCUGCGCUCCAAGGGCAAGAAUGGCACCAACGACGCCUAUGCCAUCAUUCAGCUGGCCAAAGACAAGUUUUCUACCUCUGUGUCGGAGAAAUGUGUCGCUCCGGUGUGGAAAGAAGAGGCUUCCUUCGACCUGCCGCUCUUCCACCCGGGAAACGGGGACCGCUGCACGCUGUAUGUCAUCGUGAUGCACCGGGCUCAGGUGGGGCUCGACAAGUUCUUGGGUCAAGCUGUGGUGAACUUACUGGAUCUCCAUGACAACAAGUCAGGCAAAAAGACAGAUUGGUUCAAGCUGGUGGACAAGAGCGGGAAAGAGGACAAGGUGCGAGGGGAGGUGCUGCUAGAUAUCCAGUUUUUGAGGAACAACAUGUCAGCUAGCAUGUCCGACCUCUCCAUGCAGGACAAACCGCGCUCCCGCAUCUCCAAGCUUAAGGACAAAGUCCGGGGGAAGAAAAAGGACGGCUUCUCCGACUCUGCUUCGGCUAUCGUUCCCUCUGUCAGCAGCGCCCUCACAGACAGCGAGGGAGAGGCUGACGCUCAGUCCCUCAACCAGUCUCCGGGAGUGAAAAAGAAAUCCAAGCUCAAAACCCUCUUUGCUCCCAAAUCAAACUUGCAGCGAAACCUCUCACAGUCCAUGUCCACACUGGGGACUCUUCCCGAGAAGAAUUCCUCGCUCAGCAGCAGCCGCUCCUCUGGCCUCAAUGUAGACUCUCCUGAAGUUAAAAAGAAAUUCAAAUUCCUGGGACACAAGCGGACAGGAAGCUCUGACAGCAAGUUGUCUCAAGGUCCUUUCUCCCUGCUGGGUCGCUCCAAGCAGAGCAACAGUGACCUGAACAACCUGUGCAUCAACGGCAGCCACGUGUACGCAGAGGAUGCGGAGCCCAAGAGUGGAUCUACUCUCAGUCUGAACAGCUCCAGCCAAGGAUCAGCGGAGGAUGUCCGCAAGCACACCUCAGAUGUCCCUGCAGAUUCCUCUUUCAGCAUACCUGUCCCCUCCUACAAGUAUGAGUCCACAGACAAGGCAAUACUGGAGCAGCAGCGCCAUCAAGAGGAGGAGGAGAGAAGGCAGGCAGAGGUGAGGCGCGUAGCAGAGGCCAAGAGGCUGGAGGAAGAGGAGAAAUACAAGAAAGAAGCCAAGAGGCUGCAGGAGGAAGAGGAGCGCAAACACCGGGAGGAACAGGAGAGGAAGAGACGCUUCCUCGAGGAUGAAGAAAAGCGAAAGAAACAGAAACAGGCGGAGGAGGAAAAAGAGAGGAGAAAGCAAGAGGAAGCGGCCGAACACCAGAAGCUGGAGGAGGAGCGGCGCAAAGCCGAGGAGCAGAAGCGUCAGGAGGAGGCAUCCAUGAGCGACCGGCUGACGUCUCUGUUCGGAAUGAUCCGAAAGAAGGAGGAGAAAAAGGAGGAGGUACCGCAGCAAGCUACAGAGGAGAAACCCAAAACAGCCCCUCGCAGCAACUCAGGAGAUCCCGGUCGACCCAUCUCCCAUCCCAAUAACCCGUUCGAUGACAUUCCCCUCAGCGCAGAUCCUCCAGUUGGCAGUAAAGAAAGCCCAGCUGAUGAUCAGAAAUCUAGCCUCAACCAACAAACCCCCUCUGCCUUGGGCUUCAUCAACCGCACUGCUAAAGUCUCCGCAGUCAAGCCCAGAUUUACUCCAUCUCUGGAGUCUGAACCCGCUGACUGCAGACUCCCCAGUCAGCUGUGUCCUUCCCCAACCCCAUCUGAGUCCGCCCUCUCUAGUGUCUCAUCUGAGUCCCCUGAUAGUUUCUCCUGUCUCCACUCAUCCCUGGCUCCACCCAACAUAAGUCAAAGUCCAGCUGGUUCUCCUUGUGGCAGUGUCGAGGAUCUGCCCUGUGUGGGAUCUUCACCCACCAUGGCGGAUAAGAAGAGAAGAGCCCCUGUGCCGCCCUCGUACAAAGUACACGGGACCCAACCUGUUAGAAAUACUGUCCCUGUCAGAGAGAUCAUGAACCCUGCAUACACAGAGGAAGAUGGGCCGCAGCAAGGCAGAAAAGUAAAGUCCGUACCGCUCCCUGAUUAUGAAACCCUCUUUCCUAAGAAGAGACACGGAGUUCAAGGGCACACUCGAUGGGACCACAUAAUCGCUGAGGUCAGUCAGAAACACAGGGACAGUGAAGAAAUGAGUGUGGAUGGCCCACAGGAGCAUGAACCCAGUCUAAGGUCGUCACCCCCACAGGAGAGUCCCGCUAUUAGGCAUUAUCAAACACACCCUCAAGAGACUAAACCCGUGUCAUCAAAAAAAGUUGCGGCCCCAGCUCCUCCUAAAUCAGUCUCACCUCCACAACCUCGAUCAGAUUCUAGGCAAAGACAGAGCCAGAAUACUGCUCAACAGUCUUUCAUGAGGUCUAAUGUGCCCGCGGUCCCAGAACCUGAUAACGCAGGCAGAGAAAGCCUCUCAGGAAUGUCCAGGGAUGGAGCAAGGAAGGCUAUGCUCCCACCACCUGGACCUAGACCAACUAGCCAAGUGGACUUGGAUACGCCAGAUGAUGAAAAACAAGUAGAACGUACUGUAAAGAAUGAUGCACCCACAGCUAAACCCAGACAGAAGGCUAAUGGCAAUGAAUCCGAACAGGAAGACCAUUCUGUUGUGACACCAGUGGUCUCAGACAAAUAUAUAAACAGUGACAUCCAAACAUUAUCUAGUUCACGUAUUAGCAGUGCGGACAGGAAAGACAUGCAGGAACGGGAGAACUUUGAGUUUGACCCGUUCCCCAGUACUGAGCUUCUUUCCGAAGACCCAUGGGCACAGCUGACUAGGAACCAAGACGAUGAUGACCUCUUUACCGGCAGCGUACAAAAACAGCAAAAAGUUGAAGACUGGGCAAGGUCACAAAACAAUUUUGAAAACUUUGUCAGCCAAGAGAAGCAUACAGAUCCAUUUGAUUUUAACGGCAGUGAUUCAAAAGAGCUCGGUAGGUACAGGGCAAAAGAUGAAGACUCAAAGCAUGUCGGUCCUGCUUUCCAAAGAAGGAAUUCAUCGAGACAAAAACUGAUUAUUCCGUCCACAAUUCGCUCGGAUAAUAACACUUCCAAGUCUCGAAAAGAGCCCGCACACAACGCAGAAACUAGCGUAGCCACAGCUCAUCAAGGCCUCUCUGCAAGUGUUAGGAAGGAGUCUGUCGCACCAAAGCUUUCAGCUGAUGCGAAAACACAAAGCCAAUUUAAUGGAGGAGAAGAUCCAUUUGGAGAUGGGCCUUUUACCCCUACCUUGACCUCCCCAGAACCCCUCCAGGUAGUUAUGGAGGAACCAGCAUCUCAGGCAGGAGGCAAGUUUCCCCCAGACAAACCUUUGCGAGCAUGGGUCUCACCCUCUGAUGUUCAGCCUGUCAGUGCUCAGAAUAGCAAUGGAGGUGGGCUAGCCUUUACUCCACGCAGGCCUCAUCCAGUGAAGCCCAUGAGUUUAGAGAGCCAGGCUCCCAUCAGCACCCCCGCCGUGAAAGAGAUAAAGGUCCGCGAGAGCCCACCGGGCAAGAUUCAGGUGGCACACUCGGUGCAGAGUGGCCCGUACACUCAGCUGACACAGGAAGAGUUGAUCACGCUGGUGGUGCGGCAGCAAGCCGACCUGUCCCGGAAGGAAUCUCAGAUCGUGGAGCUGGAGGAGUACAUCGACAGACUGCUGGUCCGCGUCAUAGAGGAGCAACCCAACAUCCUGCAAUCUCUCAACGCCGCCAAGCCAGUGUAAGGUAACGGCUGCUGGAAGACCAGGGUCUCACCCAAAGACACAGUUCUACGUCAGCUGUGUGCGUUUGUACUGUUGUCACCGGGAGACAUGAUCUCCACCAAGGUCUUAGAGCAUUAUGCACUUUCUUAGUUUCAGAGUCAAAUUUGCUUGAGAAUGCUGGAAAAUUUCUCUCUGGAGUAAAAACAUUUAGUGAACACUUAAUAACAAGCAAGUAAAUCAUCUUUAUAUGGGCAAAUGAAUGUAUUUGUUUUGACAUUAAGGUACUCAAAUUUGCUUUAAAAAAAAAUCUAUUCAACAUUUUGAUUUCUAUACCAUACUUGAUGAAUCUUGGGGUUGAGCUUUAUUUAAUAUACUUAUGAUGCAGAU
Etheostoma cragini (Arkansas darter) is the source of this 4501-nucleotide messenger RNA. RefSeq names its product RAB11 family interacting protein 1 (class I) a (gene rab11fip1a). The record is from RefSeq and is a predicted model, not a curated record. Gene Ontology annotation, molecular function: small GTPase binding. Gene Ontology annotation, cellular component: intracellular membrane-bounded organelle. Gene Ontology annotation, biological process: regulated exocytosis. The transcript has 6 exons. NCBI's taxonomy places the organism in Eukaryota, Metazoa, Chordata, Actinopteri, Perciformes, Percidae. Bases 368 to 4135 code for a protein of 1255 amino acids.